Messenger RNA from Ziziphus jujuba (common jujube), 1380 nucleotides. RefSeq names its product probable 3-hydroxyisobutyrate dehydrogenase-like 1, mitochondrial. The transcript is spliced from 2 exons. The record is from RefSeq and is a predicted model, not a curated record. Lineage: Eukaryota; Viridiplantae; Streptophyta; Magnoliopsida; Rosales; Rhamnaceae. Gene Ontology annotation, molecular function: oxidoreductase activity; NAD binding; NADP binding. Bases 171 to 1112 code for a protein of 313 amino acids.
AAGGCAAAGCGCCAAAAAGCUAAUGAUAUUAACCAAAACUUGUCGGUUCCCGGAACAGUACUUGGAUAAGACAUGAAAAUUCUACUCUCACUCUCACUCUCACUCUCUCCAACUUCCACUCCUCCAUUUCCUCACUCUCUCUUCCCUCUAAACCGACCUCCGCCGCUCCCAUGGCCACCGCCGCCGAGCCCGUAGCCAGCCCAUCAAAAACCCGCGUGGGCUGGAUCGGAACCGGAGUCAUGGGCCAUUCCAUGUGCUCCCACAUCAUCAAUGCCGGUUACACUCUCACCGUCUUCAACCGGACUCUCUCCAAGGCCCAACCCCUCGUCGACUUGGGGGCCCACUUAGCCAACUCCCCCCUCGCCGUCGCUUCCCAAUCGGACGUCGUCUUCACCAUCGUCGGCUACCCCUCCGAUGUCCGCUCAGUUCUCUUGGACCCCACCUCCGGAGCACUCGCCGGCCUCCUCUCCGGUGGGGUCCUCGUUGACAUGAGCACGUCGGAACCCUCCCUUGCCGUCGAGAUAGCCUCCGCGGCAGCCUCAAAGGGUUGUGCCUCGAUCGACGCUCCGGUCUCCGGCGGCGAUCUUGGAGCGAAGAAUGGGACGCUGGCUAUCUUCGCCGCCGGCGAUGAAGCGGUGGUACAACGAUUGAACCCACUAUUUGCGCUUUUGGGUAAGGUUAACUACAUGGGUUCUCCGGGAAAAGGACAGUUUGCGAAGCUGGCGAACCAGAUUACCUUAGCUUCGAACAUGGUAGGAUUGGUGGAGGGUAUGGUUUAUGCUCACAAAGCGGGUCUCGAUGUGGGUUUGUUUCUGAAUGCGAUAUCUACAGGUGCGGCCGGGUCAAAGUCUCUGGAUUUGUUUGGGGAUCGGAUUCUGAAGAGGGAUUUCAAACCAGGGUUCUAUGUGAAUCACUUCGUUAAGGACUUGGGAAUUUGUUUGAAGGAGUGUCAGAUCAUGGGUCUUGCUCUUCCUGGUUUGGCUUUGGCUCAGCAGCUUUACCUCUCGUUAAAGGCUCAUGGUGAAGGGAAUUUGGGAAACCAAGCUCUUAUUUUGGCUCUGGAGCGCCUUAACAAUGUUUCACUUGAAUCUCCAUCUGCUCCAGCAACUUAGACUGGUAAACUGAAUAGUAAUAUGAUGAUGAUGAUGGGGCAGUGCUGUUAGAGAUACUUUCACUAUCACAAAUAUGAUCAUAGUUGGGCCAUAUAUUCAUGAUCUGGAAUUUUAUAAGCUGUAAGGUUGGAGGUUGCAAGUCAUAUUCUACUCACAUCGUGCGCAUUUAGAGGACCUGCUCUUCCAACAUUAUCAUAAGCAGGCCAUGUAAAACAUAUAAUAUAUCUAGUGUGCAAUGUUUUCUUUUAUUAUCUUUUUCUUCUCUGGC